GUCCGGAAAUAUUAGUAUGUUGUCUAUAUUUCUACCAUUGCAACUUGCGUAUUAUGUACAUAUUUAAAAAAAAAUUAUAUAGUACUUUUAUAAAGUACUAUUUAUAAAAGUUUUAAAUUUUAUAAAAAUUAGUAUAGUCGACUGUUUCAAAAUUUAAAAUGAUUAAGUUAUUUUCGCUAAAAAAUCAACAAACAGAUCCAAAUCGUGGGUCUGGAGGUGGAAAAAGAGCUUCUGCAGCACAGUUAAGGGUUCAAAAAGACUUGUCAGAACUGCAAUUACCUAGGACUUGUCAAACAGAGUUUGCUGAUCCGGAUGAUUUGCUUAAUUUUAAACUGACCAUACAACCUGAUGAGGGAUUUUAUAAAAAUGGUAUAUUUGUAUUCACUUUCAAAAUUGGACCUAACUAUCCACAUGAGCCUCCUAAAGUAAAGUGUGAAACAAUGGUUUAUCAUCCAAAUAUAGAUCUUGAAGGGAAUGUUUGUCUUAAUAUACUAAGGGAGGAUUGGAAGCCAGUGUUAACUAUAAAUGCGAUUGUAUAUGGUAUACAAUAUCUCUUCUUGGAACCAAAUCCUGAUGACCCACUAAAUAAAGAUGCAGCAGAAGUAUUACGGCAAAAUCGUCGUCUUUUUGAACAAAAUGUACAAAGAACGAUGAGAGGGGGAUAUAUUGGAAGUGUGUACUUUGAGCGAUGUAUGAGAUGACAACUUCUUAGCAUAUAAAUCUUUUAAAGAGAAUUUGGAAUGUGAAAAAUAUUGGAAUGCUAUUCAUUGAGUUUGGUUUAAGUUAUUUGCAAUGUUUCUUCUUUGAAACAGAAGUUCAAAUAGUUUAUGCAAAAAAGCAAUAUCAAAAAUAAACUCAACAGAAUUAAUUAUAAUUAUAAUUUGUUUGAAUCGGUAAAAACAAUAUAAAAUUAAAUGUAAAAGCAAACAUUAAAGUUUCUCAAGUGUUUAUAAAAAUUUAUAUGUUUCGGUUUAUUGUUUAUUGAUUUAUAAGUUAGCUUAAAGAUUACAAAAAAAUUAUUCUAAAGAAACUAAAUAAAAUGCUUAAAAAUUCUUUCUUAAAGUUCUUUGUCUUCUUCGUACAUUUGUAAAUAUAAUUUUCUUAUUGCUAUCAAUUUUUUUAAUUUCUAUUAUUGCUACUUUUUGUUAUUAACAUUUAUAUUUUGUUAUUUUAAAUUCUGAACAAAAAUCUUUUGUUAGCUCUUCAUGAAACUUAUACAGUUAUAAUUAUGAGUUUAAAUAAUAUGUAAUGUAAUGAUAUCUUCAAAAAACACUUUUUUUUCGUAUUU
Hydra vulgaris (swiftwater hydra) is the source of this 1288-nucleotide messenger RNA. Its product is annotated as NEDD8-conjugating enzyme Ubc12. The record is from RefSeq and is a predicted model, not a curated record. Lineage: Eukaryota; Metazoa; Cnidaria; Hydrozoa; Anthoathecata; Hydridae.